Molecule: messenger RNA, 1308 nt
Organism: Solenopsis invicta (red fire ant)
Lineage: Eukaryota; Metazoa; Arthropoda; Insecta; Hymenoptera; Formicidae
Product: piggyBac transposable element-derived protein 4-like
Exons: 4
Coding region: 1-1308 (435 amino acids)
Source: RefSeq, a predicted model, not a curated record
AUGGCUUAUAAUUAUCGGAAACGUAUUCGGCUCGAUGUAGUGGAGAAAGAAGACGAAGAUUUAGGCGGAGAGGCGUCUGCCGACGAGGACAAUGUAUCGAUACAUUCGAAUACAGACACGUCGAGCUCAGACUACAGCGAUGCCGAGGACACAGAAAACACGAGUUUGAACGAACGCAUAAUGACCCAAAGUGAAAGUUCUCGUGGACGACCUGUUUUAUUGCGGAGCAAAAACAACCAAAAAUGGAACACGAAAGAACGUACUCGAGUAUCUGAUCGAGUACAGGAAAAUCAAAACAUGCCAGGACCUAGAAACGGAGCUGAAAACUGUACUACACUCCAAGAAUUUUGGAACAUUCUUUUCGACGAAGAAAUGCGUAAUAUGAUUGUGGAUUGCACUAAUAAGCAAAUAGAGGAUGUCUGUUCCCACCUGAUGGCAAAUGGUGUCGUGAUGCAAACUUAUCACCAUACAACGGAUUCGACAGAAUUCAACGCUUUUAUUGGAUUACUUUAUUACAGCGGACUGUGGAAAUCCAUUCACGUGAACGCUGAUGAACUUUGGAGUCAUACAAAUGGAAACAAUCUGUACCGGUGUGUUAUGCCAAAAAACCGUUUUGUAUUUCUUGCAAAUUGUUUACGUUUUGAUAUUCGAGAAAAUCGGUCAGCAGAUGAUAGACUCGCACCUAUUAGAGAGCUGUGGGAGAAGUUUAUUGCUCACUGCGAGUAUUAUUACAAUCCAAGCGACAAACUAACUGUCGACGAACAGUUGCUAUCUUUUCGAGGACGCUGCAAAUUCCGAAUGUAUAUGAAGUCAAAGCCAGAUAAAUAUGGCCUGAAAAUCAUCACUCUAAAUGAUGCAAACACAUUUUAUCUGAUAAACGCGAUUCCAUACUUAGGCAAAUCAGGCCAUGCUGCUAAUGAAUCAUCAGAAUUUUUUUUCAAAAAAGUUACUACCCCCAUCCACGGUACGAACCGAUCAGUAACUUGCGACAAUUGGUUUACGUCAGUACCGCUGCUUAUAGAAAUGUCCAAGGAGCCUUAUCUAAUGCAGCUAACUGGAACAAUUCGUAAGAAUAAGCCGGACAUCCCGAAUGAAUUCAAGCUCGCGUCGAAAACUGUACCUCAUUCAAAGUUUUGCCACUCAGAAAAUGUAACGUGUGUCGAGGAAGGGGAUUCGGAGGUUACACGGGAGUUUACGACGGAGGAAACUCGAUCAACCACCGAUGAGGCGACUCCAUCCGCACCGGAGCGACUGCAGUCAUCGAGUUUCGACACGCCGGAAAAGGACGCAGCGAGGAGACUUGACUGA